AUGACUGAUGAUUCUUUGAAUCUACCUAGUCGUGUUUCAAUGGAUGAUAGUAGUAUAAAUUUGAAUGAUGAUUUAGUGGUUCCUUCGGAAAACUCAUCCAAUUCAGUACUAUCCAGCACCAGCAACGUCAAUACCAGGACCCCCACCACUAUCAUAACCAAUAACAACAACAACAACCAUAUUCACCGUGGACACAGACGUACUGGAUCAGCAAUUUCAACUAAUUAUAGAACUAGUAUUGACAAUGAAAGUUAUAUUCUGUCAGGGACUUUUUUCAAUUUUGCAAACCUAGAGGAUCAAAAAGAUGAUAUAUACUCGCCAUUGGGUCCCAAUUCCAUUUAUGCAUUAACAAUCGGAUCAGAUAUUGCUAGAGCCAAACGUCAUCGAGCUCCAAAAACAAAUGUGACAUUAAUUGGAGGGGCUACUACUAUAUAUCAUGUAAAUACACCUACAACGAAAGAUAUACCGCAAAUUCAAUUAGUCAAAUUGAAAAAUAAAGUUUCCAGCAAAGAAUUGGAUGAAAAAUAUGUGAAAAAUAUUGCUUCAGAGUAUAAAAAGUUUGAAUCAAGUUAUAACCCUUUAACUGAAGAUAUAUUACUGAAAUUAGCUCAAAAUGAACGUAAAUCCAGCAUUACUUCUUCUACUUCAUCGUUACCAUCGCCAUCACCAUCGUCUCCUACAACAAUUGACAAUCUAAAAGGGUUAUCAACUCAAUUAGACGCUAUUCCUCAAGUUUUUCAAGAGCUGGAUUUCCGGUUAGAUGACCCCAGAGUGUUUAAACAAGUAUUGAAAGGCACUACGCUAAUGUUUGAUGAAAAUGAUCCUAAUCUGAGUAUCACUAAUAAUACAGAAUUACAAGAAAAGUUAUCGGAUUAUUUGGAUAUUGUGGAAAUGAAUUUAGUAGAUGAGAUUGCUAAAUCUUCUGAUUCAUUUUUCAGCACAUUUGGAGAUAUUGAAAAUAUUCAAAAGAAAUCAACCGAAUGUGUUACCAAUUAUCACACUCUUAUGAAUAAGAUUGAUCAAUUAGAGAAAAAUCAAUCACGUAAGGGUCUUGAUAUAUUGCAUAAAAUGAUUGAACGGAAAAAUGUUGAAACUCUCGAACAGUCAUUAUUGCAAAUACAGUACAUAACAUCAUUAUUUCAACUAGCUAACAAAUCAUUCACUCAUGGUGAUUAUUCUAAAGGUUUGAAUCAAAUAUCUGCCGUGGAAAAUUUGUUAAAAGGGGUUGACCAUGAGGAUAUUACUGAUGAAGAAACCCAAAAAAUAUAUCCAAAACUAAAUCUUAUUGAUUUGUCAUAUUUGCCAGCAUUUAUUCAUUUACAGAAUGAUUUGGCAACUCUUAAACGUGAAUGUUCCAAAGGUUAUAUUGAUGGGUUUGUUGAGUUAUUAGUAGAAGACUUGAGACUGCAUUUCAAUAAUGUUCCUGUCAAGGAUACUUUGAACAGAAUAUAUGUGAAUAAAGAUAAAACCAAGAAAUACAACUCCAAUCCAAUUAAUACCACUUAUCUCAAUUUUGAUGAAACAACUAAAGCUACUUUGCGUGAAUUCGUUAGUAAUUUGGCCAAAGCAGGAUCUUUAUCACAAGCAUAUUCCAACUACCAAUCAAAAUUCAUUACUGAAAUCAAAGACAUCAUUAAACAAAAUUUACCAUUACAAAAACUGACAGAUAUGUCCAACACUUCAUCACGAGCAUCGCCAAUUUCAAAUGCGGAGCCAGUACCACCAAAACAAUCAAAUGCAUUAAGUUCAAAUAUAAAAACAUUAACACCCAAAGAGUUUGAAAACAUGCUUUCCAAGACGUAUGCACAACUUUCGGAAUGCUUAAGAAGACUCACAGUGCAUCAGAAAUUAUUAUUGGAUAUUGCAUUGACAAGUAUUCCACCAACUAGUGACAUAGACAUUAUGUCUUUGGAUAUUACUAAUGCCAUUCAUAAGGCUAUAGAAUUGACUCAAAUCAGAUUAAUGAAAGUUAUUAAUGUGCGACUGGAACAGACUGGUGAUUUGCCAAUUCCAUUUUAUUUCCGGUUAUAUUCUAUUACAUCGGCUUAUUUACAAGAAUGUGAAAUGAUUAAUCCGGCAUUUGCAUUUAAUGGUGCUGGGAAUGUGUUGAGUGAAUGGUUCAAUAACCAUGUCAAUUAUUUUGUUCAUAGAGUUCAUGUCAACUCUGUGAAAAGUAUGAUAAAUGAAUGUAUGAAGGAAAAUUGGAAAAUCACUGAUAAAUCAGAUUUAUUUGCUCCUGCGCAAACUAUUAUCAAUGAGUUUAUCGGAUAUGGGGAGUAUAUUACCCUGAACGGAUCAUCUGGGUUUUCUGGAGAUACAUGGUUGAAAGAUUUUGAUUUUUAUGAAUCAGAUGAUCAAGAAAAGGAUACGACUGAAGAUAAAAAUGGUGGUGAAGCACUGUCUCUGUCUGGGUCUGGGUCCGGUUCUGGGUCUGUAUCUACUAAAAAGCUUACUAUUGGGGAACAAGAGUUCCUGGUUCCUAGUUUGGUAUUAAAAGCCUUGCCACACAUUAAAGAUUAUCUUGUGAUCAGUAAAGCAUUCCCCAAUUAUACAUCGACCAUAGAAAAUAAUUUACUUACAUAUUUCAAGGACAUGAAUUCUAAGGCAUCACAAGCUGUUCUUGGGGCAGGAGCUACCAAAACUGCUGGGUUGAAACACAUAACAGUUACAAAUAUUUGUGUAUGUUAUUUGUUUCUUGAAGUCGUUAUGAAAAUUAUGGAUAUACUUACUGUUUCUGAAGUGGAUUUUGAUGAUGUUAUGGGUAGUUAUAAAGAACAUCAAAAUCAAUUAGUUUUAAAAAUUGGUAUGAUUGUUCGAGAUCGUGGUGCUUCAGAGACAGUUGGAAAAAUAUUACAUCGAGUUUUAGGUGAUGAAAGAGCAGAAAGGAUUAUGUCUGAAUUGGGUAUAGGAACACCACAACCAGUAUCUCAAGAAUAG
Messenger RNA from Candida albicans SC5314, 2937 nucleotides. RefSeq lists its product as uncharacterized. Gene Ontology annotation, molecular function: syntaxin binding. Gene Ontology annotation, biological process: retrograde transport, endosome to Golgi; Golgi to vacuole transport. The transcript has a single exon. Bases 1 to 2937 code for a protein of 978 amino acids. NCBI's taxonomy places the organism in Eukaryota, Fungi, Ascomycota, Pichiomycetes, Serinales, Debaryomycetaceae. Gene Ontology annotation, cellular component: GARP complex. The record is from RefSeq and is a predicted model, not a curated record.